CCUACGAUAAACAUUUCUAUAUUGUUGGGAGUAGUCUCUUCCAGAAGGAAAAUGUUACUAUCGACAAGGUGCAAAGGCUUACUGAAUGGUUUUUGGAGUAUAUAACAUUUGAAAUGUUACGGCCUUUGUAGUCACUGUUUCACAAAACAGUUGAGCGACUUUGGACUUACAGCAUGCUCUUUAUGACCAUCAUCAAAACACAUCUGGAGGGACUGUGCAUAUUGACGUACAUCACUCCAUGAACUUUUCAGACCUCUGCUGUUUUGUAGUGUGCUGGACAGGAUUGGUGAAUGAUUUUCUGAUUUCUGAACAUUCCUUUGAGCUCCUGUGACACGUCUCAGGCACAAGACCAGCACUCAGUGGCUACAAUUGAAUAUGCUAAAUUUUAUUUACAAAAGCGUGUAAGCCUAUUUCACCCUGGAAAAUAGCCUGCAGUUGGCAUUUAGGCAGGGCUGCAGUUAGGAAUUCUGGGCCCCCUGAAUGAAUAGUGGCGCAUGCUCACAACUCUGAAAGGGCUGAUUUAUCCUGAGUAUUUCCUUUAUAUUAUGUAAAAAAAAUGAAGCAGCUGCAACAAACACACAAGCUCAAAAUGGUCCAUAAAGUGGAUCUAUUAUUAGCGCUUAAGACAGCUGUCCAACCACUGUUAGAAAGUCUUAAAACUUCAUGAAGCUGGUUAAGCCAUAAGCACCAGAAGCCUGUAGAAUGAAUGUACUACUAGCUAUUUAAUUUAAAACAUUAACCUUUCUUCAAAAAGAAAGGGGUUAUCCACUGGGCUCCUUCACUACUCAUUGCGUCUCUCCUUUUUUCUGCCGUUUUUGAAAUCCUGAUUUAUAUUGUUGUAGUUGUUGUUGUUUUUGUUGUUUUGCCAGACAAAAAUUGGCAUGUCAUCUAGGCCACUAAUCACACUCAAUCUCGUGAACCAUGAACAGUGUACUAAACAAUUUUUUAACCUUUUUCAUCAUUAUUGCAUGAUUUUGUAGUUUUGCUUAAAUUCUGUUUCAAUUAGUAUAUGUUACCUUAUUAUCCAUAUAACAGUUCAGUCAUAGCAAGGAGCCUAUGGACUGCUGGAAUUUUGUGGAGCCCCUGCAUGGGACUAUAAUUGUCACCGGCUUUCACCCCGCUAUUGACAGUCCCGGAUUCAGGGUUAUGUCUGUGCAGUAACAUACACUUGUAUAUAGUCUAAUGGUAAUAGGGUUGGGGGUUCAAAUCCUGCCUCCACCCUGUGUGCGUGGAGUCUGCAUGUUCUCCUCAUGCUUCAGGGGUUUCCACCAGGCACUCCGGUUUCCUCCCCCAGUCCAAAGCGAUGCAUUGUAAGCUGAUUGGCAUUUCCAAAUCGCCCAUAGUGUGUGAAUGGGUGUGUGAGUGUCUGUGUGCGAUUGUGCCCUGUGUUGGCACACCAUCCAGGGUGUCCCCUACCUUGUUCCCCAAGUCCCCUGGAAUAGACUCCAAGCUCCCCAUAGGAUAAACAAUACAGAAAACAGAUGGAUGGAUAACAGUGCAUUUUGUUACUCUGACUUGUGAUUAACGUAACAUUAACAUACCCAUCUAUUGACAGACAAAAUGUGAAUUUUGAACGUUAUACACAUUAGACAAUGAUCAUCUGAAGUGUAAUAUUUUACAGAUUUCUGAGUGGAAACUGAUAUCACCCAAGUGAACCAACAACAUGCACCCACACAUGCAUGUGAAUAUUAUUAUUUUUAUUAUUGUUAUUAUUGUUAUUAUUAUUUUAGCAGAUGGAAUGGUGAAUCUUUUGUUUUGUUUUGUUUUCUUUUCUUUUGGGUUGUUUUUUUUUAAUUAAAUUUUUUUUUUUUUUUUACCUUUUUCCCCGAAAUGCGUGUUAGAAUAACAUUUGCAUAAAACGUGUCAUUAUUAUGUUGCGAGGGCAAAGACAUUUUAACCUAUGCGAGUUAAGCUGCUUGUUCUACAAUUCCUCUGACAGAGUAUGUGAAUUAGCCCGUUAUCAAUUGCAAUUAAGCAUGCGGACAUCUACUGGAAGUCAUGGGUAAGUCUUUAUACUGAUCCAACGGGUAUAAAUAUCAUGAUGAGUUUUUGCUUCUAGUGGGCGCGCUCAGAGAGAGUGUGUGUGUGUGUGUGUGUGUGUGUGAGAGAGAGAGAGAGAGAGAGAUGGGGUGUUUGGGAGGGAUCGGGGCUUCUUCAAGGACUUUCCUCUCAUUCUCACGUCAGUUAGUAGGACCGGCUGCAAAAUGCACAACCGCUGUAAGUAAUCAGAUUUGAUGCUGCUACCUUUUAGACGUGAAAUUGAAAACUUUCCAUAUUUUCAAUAUUGUGACUUUAAAUAUUCUACUAUACACGUAUAUGUUCUUGUCUAAAGUGAGGGAUAACUAGCCUAGAAAUAUCAUACACGACACUGUUUAAUUAAUAUUUUUGGUUUGUUUAUGUUUUAUAGUUUCCCUCUCUGCCUGCGACAUUUCGUAUACUCAGCAUGCCUGAAGAAAUCGUGUGCUCCACCUAGGAUAAAGCGGCGCGCGCUGUGGAGAAGUUCUCGUGCAUACAAGACGUAGAGUACCAUGGAGGAAACACUUAAAGAGCAGGACAUUUUCAACGAGACUCUUAACGAGUCAUGGAGAAAUUACAGCGUCGGCAACGACACGAAUGGUGCCAAUCAAACGGUGAAUCCACUAAAGCGCAAUGAAGAGGUGGCCAAAGUGGAGGUCACGGUGCUGGCCCUGGUCUUGUUCUUCGCCCUCGCUGGGAACCUGUGCGUGCUGCUCGCUAUCCACACGGCCAAGCACGGCCAGUCGCGCAUGUACUACUUCAUGAAGCACCUGAGCAUCGCCGACCUGGUGGUGGCAAUCUUCCAGGUGCUGCCCCAGCUCAUCUGGGACAUCACCUUCCGCUUUUAUGGUCCCGAUUUGCUGUGCAGGCUUGUGAAGUAUCUCCAAAUAGUCGGCAUGUUCGCCUCCACCUACAUGCUCGUGCUGAUGUCCAUCGAUAGGUGCCUGGCCAUCUGCCAGCCUCUGCGCUCCUUGCACAAACGGAAAGACCGCUGGUACGUGGUGUUGUCCUGGGUGCUCAGCUUGGUCUUCAGCAUCCCGCAGGUGUGCAUCUUCUCUCUGCGGGAGGUCGGAUCUGGAGUUUACGACUGCUGGGGAGAUUUUGUGCAGCCUUGGGGCGCCAAAGCCUACAUCACUUGGAUCAGCCUCACAGUCUACAUCAUUCCUGUGGCUAUCUUGAGCAUUUGCUACGGUCUCAUAAGCUUUAAGAUCUGGCAGAACUUUAAGCUGAAGACCAGGCGCGAGCAGCAGGUCGUCACUCUGAGUCCCACGGCCGCGCGAAACGGUGCGCUUUUGGCGCGUGUCAGCAGCGUCAGGCUCAUCUCCAAGGCCAAGAUCACCACAGUCAAAAUGACAUUCGUCAUCGUGCUGGCUUACAUCGUGUGCUGGACUCCGUUUUUCUUCGUGCAGAUGUGGUCGGCGUGGGAUCCAGCUGCGCCCCGGGAGGCGAUGCCUUUCAUCAUCUCCAUGCUGUUGGCCAGUUUGAACAGCUGUUGUAACCCCUGGAUCUACAUGUGCUUUGCUGGACACCUGUUCCAUGACCUGAAGCAGAACUUUCUGUGCUGUCCGGCACGCUACCUGAAGUCGUCUCAGUGCCGCUGUGAUCUGGAGCACAACUCGAGCCGCAAGAGCAACUCCUCCACUUACGUCAUGAAGAGCACCAGCAGCCAGAGAAGCAUUACCCAGACAUCGUCCACAUAAACACUGAUGCAUUGCACAUGAGGACUGGGCAUAGACCCACACAGAAUGGAACAGUGAUGAGCACAGAUGGUUGUAAACACAUGGAGACAA
This is a messenger RNA of Ictalurus furcatus (blue catfish), 3806 nucleotides long. RefSeq names its product oxytocin receptor a (gene oxtra). The coding region runs from base 2529 to 3716 and encodes 395 amino acids. Gene Ontology annotation, molecular function: oxytocin receptor activity; vasopressin receptor activity; peptide binding. The transcript is spliced from 2 exons. The record is from RefSeq and is a predicted model, not a curated record. Gene Ontology annotation, cellular component: membrane. Gene Ontology annotation, biological process: positive regulation of vasoconstriction; maternal process involved in parturition; regulation of systemic arterial blood pressure by vasopressin. Lineage: Eukaryota; Metazoa; Chordata; Actinopteri; Siluriformes; Ictaluridae.